Molecule: messenger RNA, 1896 nt
Organism: Helobdella robusta
Lineage: Eukaryota; Metazoa; Annelida; Clitellata; Rhynchobdellida; Glossiphoniidae
Exons: 5
Coding region: 1-1896 (631 amino acids)
Molecular function (GO): nucleic acid binding; zinc ion binding
Source: RefSeq, a predicted model, not a curated record
AUGGAUGUUGAAGAAGACUUGUUGAUAGUUGACGAGGUCGGCGUCUCUAGUCAACAAGCAGGGCGCGAACAAACUUCCGCCCGGCCCGUGUUUUCAGACCCUGAGAGGGUCUAUUGUAGAGUGGCGGAUCCCGGCCAGGAAAGACUCCGCCGAAGCGAAGGCUCGGGUGGAUAUUCGUAUGCGGACGCGGUUCGGGACCGCGUGGUGCGGAAUUCGAAUGUCGCCCGGCGAAAAUCUACAAUUGGCGCCCAACGUGGGGCCUCUUUUUCAAACAUAACAGGUUUUAGGUACAGCAGGAGCCAAGGUGAUUCUCCAAAUUUUUUAGGUGACAGAUUUCAUGGCACCGGCUGUCUCAAAACUUUCUUAAAAAAGUNUGAGAUAUGUGCCAGGUACAAUAAUUGGAAUCUCGUAGACAUGGAAGCGUAUUUGUCAUGUUCGUUAACAGGUGAAGCUUCACAGGUUCUCUGGGAUUUAACAGGUUUAGGUUACCAAAAGCUGGUAUCUAAGCUAGAAGAUCGUUUUGGAACAAGAGGUCAUGAAGAGUCAUACAGGUACGAAUUACAGAUUCUUCGUCGAAAACCUGGUGAGUCGUUACGAGAGUUGUCAAUGGUUACUAAAAGACUCAUGUCAUUAGCCUAUCCAGGAGAGCAGUCAAGAUUAGCUACACAUCUAGCUAGGGACUUUUUCUUGUCAGCCCUCGAUAAUGCUGAAUUAGAAUUAAAGGUUAGGGAAAAAGAACCAAAGAACAUUGACGAUGCUCUUAGAUUCGCACAGCGUCUUGAAGUUUCAAAGAUGGUGGUAGAUUCAUCUCACAGGUUUGACCCGCAGGUUAAAGAUUUUCAAGCAGGGGCAGAAAACAUGGAGUCAAUGGUACGACAGAUUGCGUUUCUUCAAAAGUCAUUUGAAGAACUCAGAAAUAAAAGAGUGCAGCCAACUGUAUCCCGAGUUGAGCGAGAGAAAAUUUGUUUUAAUUGUAAGAAGCCAGGUCAUCUUGCAGUCAAAUGUCCAGAGAAGAAUGAGACCUGCAAAUCCCAAACUUAUAGUCAAAUCAGACCGACGAAAAAGAGAUUGAAAGCUGUCAACAACACAGAAAUUCCAGUCAAAGGAGAAAUGAAGUUGCAAAUUAAAGUUGAUGAUUAUUCCAAAUCAGCGUUAGUGUUGGUGUCUGAUCAUGUUUCAGAAAUUGUUUUAGGUUUAGAUUGGCUCAGGAACAAUCAUAUCUCGUGGAAGUUUGGCGAAGGAAAAAUCGCCGUGGGUAACAAAAAUAGAACGAUGAAAUUAGUUAUUAAACAUUUUUCAUGCAGGAAGCUUUGUCGUAUUGAAGCUCACACAGAAGUGCGCAUCCCUGCGCGGUCUGAAUUAGACGUGCCAGCAAAGAUGAUUGUUCGCCAGCCGUCCAAGUUGGAAUCGACCGGAUUUAUGUGUUCGGAAAACAGGCAAAUAGAAUCGGGUGUAUAUGUAGCUAGAACGUUACUACCUAUAAAAUAUGAAAGACAGUGUGUUAGGAUCAUGAAUGUCAACGAUCAGCCGGGGGUGAUAAACCGGGGAACGCGAUUGCCAGAUUUAUCAUCGGCUGUGGAAGCAAAGGAAUCAGUUGAUCGUCUAGCAUAUGAAAAUCUAACAGAAGUUACAGGUAUGGUUGAUGGAUUAGUAAAAGAUAUUUCUAAGAAAGCAAGAGAAGAGUUGAUUCAAAUACUUAAAAGUUUCUCAGACAGAUUUAGCUGUGCGAGUGGGGAAAUAGUAUUUGGUAACAAUAGAUUCUCGACACAACCCGAAGAAUUUUCGAGCCUCAAUCAAGAGAAAUUUUUAGGGGAGGGUUGGGUCAAGGAAGGAACUAAUGUUGACGGAGUUACAGAUUUCCGGUGUGCGUAUCCCACAAACUCUGCAACUUCAUAA